Messenger RNA from Cydia amplana, 1878 nucleotides. It is a transcript of the gene Smyd4-4, whose product is annotated as SET and MYND domain-containing protein 4-like. The record is from RefSeq and is a predicted model, not a curated record. The transcript is spliced from 2 exons. Gene Ontology annotation, cellular component: cytoplasm; nucleus. NCBI's taxonomy places the organism in Eukaryota, Metazoa, Arthropoda, Insecta, Lepidoptera, Tortricidae. Bases 11 to 1870 code for a protein of 619 amino acids. Gene Ontology annotation, molecular function: histone deacetylase binding.
ACUUGUCAAAAUGAGUAUAGAUUCUUGUUACGAAGGUAUAAUUCAAAAGUUAACUUUACAAGACAAAGUAAAAAAAAUAUCUGAGAAACUGUUAACUUGUAAAACAAAUGCAGACAGAGUUCUGCAAGUUUAUGAUGUUAUUAGUGAUUUAAAUGCCUUCCCAGAACCACUUGAGGUUAAUAAGUCAACUGAUUUGUCUUUAUACUACCGUAACCGUGGCAACGAGUGUUUCAAGAAAUCUCAGGACUUUGAGGCCUGGCAAUACUACAACUUGUCCUUGCUCCAUGCUCCAACAAGCUCAGAUGAUUAUGCAUUAGCUUUGUCGAACAGAUCAGCUGUAUUUUUCUCUUUAAAAAAAUUUAAGGAAUGCCUAAAAGAUAUUAAAAUGGUACUAACUUUAAAUUACCCAGAAAAGUUACAUGAGAAGCUUGUUAAAAGACAAAAGUCUUGUGAAGAGUGCCUUAAAUUAGAUUUGAAUAACUUGAAAAGUUCAAUUUCUGAAAGAUCUCAGGAAAUUGAUGAAAUAACAAAAUUAAAAAGUCCAAGAGACAGCACAUAUUUGUGCGCUAGUAACAAACUUCAAGUGGCAUACAGUUCAGAGAUGGGGAGGCAUGUCAUUGCCCGAGAGGAUAUAAAAGUUGGAGAAGUGUUAGUCGAAGAAAAUCCAUAUUUUAUUUUGUUGCAAAAAAAUGAAUACUUAUUCAGCUGCAGCUAUUGUUUGUCAAGAGACAUGAAUCUCAUUCCUUGUGGUAAUUGUUGUUUUACUUUAUUCUGUAGCGAAGAAUGUAAGAAUAGAGCAGAAAAGGACUAUCACUCUAUUGAAUGUCCAUUAAUGGCUGCUCUUAUUGAUUUGCAAUUUACAAAAUUGGAAUUGCUUGCAUUGAGAACUACUAUAAAAGCCCGCAAUGACCAUACAGAUUGGGAAAGUCUGUUCAAGACCAUUGAAGAUGCUGAAUCAAGAUUAAAUUCAGAAAAUAGAGGUUGCAUUUUAGAAGAUGAUAAGUGGAUUUAUGAUUCAAAAUAUUAUGCAUCUAUACAUACAUUAGCUACAAAUAUUGAGAGGCGAUCCAAUUCUGAUGUGUUUCAAAAAGCUGUCACUGCUGCGGUUUUUUUGAAAUUUUUGUCUGGCAAAACACCUUUUCUCAAUAAUAAUGAGAAAGCCCGUAGAUGUGUGUCUGAUUUGUUACUGCUGCAUAUUAUGACAAGUGCUACAAAUAUGCAUGGUUUGAGUUCGAACAUUGAGAAUGCGGAGGGCAAUUUUGUUGAAGAGUUGAGUAUAGCGAGUGCUCCGUAUGCCUUCCACAGUCUUCUUAAUCAUUCUUGUGCUCCCAAUGUGGUGCGGUUCAGUAAACUGGGCUCUGGGAAGAUGACUUUGUUUGCUCUCCGGCCAAUCAAGAAGGGAACACAAAUUUUUGAUAACUAUGGAUCACACCACGCUCUCCAAGAUCUGAAGGCGCGGCAAGCGAAUCUCAAAUUCCAAUACAAAUUCAAAUGCGUUUGCGAGGCUUGUGUCAAUAAUUGGCCCACUUACCACACUAUGAAGAUGUCAUUCAGUAAGACAAAAGUCCCAGCAAACGUUGUCCUGCGCAAGGAACAACUUUUAAAUAUCGCUAUUAUAGAUAAACUACAGAAAGGAGAUGUAAAUACGGCAGUAAACAUUUUUAAGCCUCUCUGCGAGUUGACUGAGGUGUUGGACACCUUUGCCCCUAACAUAGAACUAGCAGAGUGCCAAGAAACGCUUAAACAGUGCCUUGCUAUCUUUGGUGGACUAGUGCCUUAUGGAUAUAGUAGACUUGUUGAAUGGGACGCUCAAAUUAAUAAGAAUUGUUGUAUUAACAAAUUUUUGAAGCGCACAUAUUUUUCAAGCUAAUAUAAAAA